UACCUUUUCUUUUUGUACUAAUUGUUUAUUGAAAGUAAUAAAUAAGGAAGAGAAAAGGAAAAAAAAGAAAAAAAAAAAGAAUUAAAAAAUGCUAAACGUCGAAGAGAAAAAUCCAUGCGAUGAUUUACAAAUCGAUGAACGCGUUAUAAAAGAGGAUAAACUUCCUUGUCCUAUGAUGGAAGAAGUUCAAAAGGAGCCAAAUGAACAAAAAAUAAAUCCAAUGUACUUACCUCAACCAGGAGAUGAACUUCCAAUGAAAGAUGAAGGACCAAUGGAUGCAACUACUCCAUGGGCAACAGGUCAAGUUACAUAUACUCCACAGGCUGGUAUAACAGGUUUACGACCUGUUGCGGAUCGUUAUUCUAUAACUAGAUUUGGUCCAAGCGAAUGGAGAGCACACAAUCAUACAUUUUUUCAACAAUCGGACGAAAAUAUUCAAAAAGCUCAACAUGCUACUUUUGCCGCAAAACAAUGUAUUGAGAGAGUAUACAGAGAGGCUGAUAAAGUCCAAUUAGAAACAACGGAUCAUUUAAGGACACGAGCAAAUGUUGUCUAUCGAUGGAAAUUAGAAUUAGAUAAUGCGCUUCAAAAUAUUACCGAAGAAAUAACAUUAUUAGAAGGGGAAAGACGUAGAGUAAAACAAUCUCUAUCGGUUAUAACUAUUCCCGAAUCUAUAGCUGGUGAAUUUUUACAAUUACGUGGUACUCGUCUCGAAUCUGACCUCGUUAAGGAUAACGUUGAGAAAGAGCUUACAAAGGAAGUAGCACUUUGCUCGGAAAUACGUGAUUUGCUUAAUAGGACUCGUGAACAAAUAGAAAUGCAAUUAAUCGAAUUGAAGGCAGCUAAAGCGCGAAUGGAAAAUGAUUGGACCGAUAAAAUCGAUGCUUAUAAAAUUGAUAAUAAUUGUAUCAAAAUGAAUAAUGAAUCACCUCUCAUAUUGUGGAAGCCCGGUGCUACAAGAUUUCCAGCCGAACAAUCAACACCAGCGAGUUACGAACAUUUUACACGAGAAACAUUAUCCGCCGGUGAAAACGUGAGACAAAGAUCAAUGACUCUUCGUUCGACUUUAAGUGAUAUUUAUAAAAAAUCGCUGAAAGAUCUACGCGAUCAGGCGAGUCAGGUGGAUAUUGCGUUAGCUGCACAAAUCAAUCUAACAGAAGGAAUAUGUCAGCAGUUAGAAAAAGAAUUGCAAAGGUGUUUACAGGAACUCGCGAAUACAGAAAAUUUGAUCGAAGAACUUCGAGGAUCCACGAAGGGUUUGGAUAAUGCAAUGAAAUUGGCACAGACACGUUUAUCGGAACGUCUAUUACGACGUAACGUUGAGAGUUGUCGCGAUGUUCCACAAUUCGCGCUCGUAGAUGAAGUUAAAUCUCUGGGAGAACGCGUUACUGCCACUCUAGGCGAACUAAAAAGUGCCGAAGAUACACAGGCUGGCUUGGUCAAAGCUAGAGGUGAUUUAGAACGUGAGAUAUUAAUUAAACGAAAAACUUUGUAUAUAGACAGACAACGUGGACAAUUACUUCGUUCAUUCUACCCUUCAGCUGCAGCGCUUUCAGGAUUCUAAAUGAUCUAUGCACACGUAUAUUAAUGAUAUAAUUGCCAUAUUAGUAAGUCCAAAAUUCCGUUAUUCAAAAUUAAAACAAUUUACAUUAUAAUCAUUGUUAAAAUUAUGAUAGUGAUAAUUACAGAAUAGAUCAUAACAAAUAUCCUCUGUGCUUGUGUGUCUAUGUUGCUUCGAAUGUAAAAGUACGUUCAUAAAAUAUACAAAUCACCAAGCUUUGA
This is a messenger RNA of Vespa mandarinia (Asian giant hornet), 1782 nucleotides long. It is a transcript of the gene Tektin-A, whose product is annotated as Tektin A. NCBI's taxonomy places the organism in Eukaryota, Metazoa, Arthropoda, Insecta, Hymenoptera, Vespidae. Gene Ontology annotation, biological process: cilium assembly; cilium movement involved in cell motility. The record is from RefSeq and is a predicted model, not a curated record. Gene Ontology annotation, cellular component: nucleus; microtubule cytoskeleton.